Molecule: messenger RNA, 1194 nt
Organism: Glarea lozoyensis ATCC 20868
Lineage: Eukaryota; Fungi; Ascomycota; Leotiomycetes; Helotiales; Helotiaceae
Exons: 6
Coding region: 1-1194 (397 amino acids)
Source: RefSeq, a predicted model, not a curated record
AUGGUGGACCUCAGCCUUAUUCCCCCAGAGUUCCUGAACACCAUUCCGGCGGCUCAACCGCCACCUGGCGUAAUCUCAAACUUCCUCAACCCAGCCGAGAAUAGGAUUGGAUGUAGGCUGGCGGUAUAUAUCACAUUGCCUAUGGCAAUCAUAUCCUUGAUCAUGCGUAUUUAUACACGACUGAGAAUUUCUGGAGGCAUCGGAGCUGAUGAUUUAUUUGCAGUUGCUUCUGGUGUCAGUAAUUGCCUUCGUAACUUGUGGCGUGAACGGAGAAUUAACCAUCAUCUAGGUCUCGUGAUGGACGAUUUGCUUGGACUUCAUAUGUAUGAUAUCAACAUAGGACGUCUGAACGAACCAUUUCUCAAGGCAAUCAUUCCUACCAUGGGUUUAUAUUCCCUCGGCGCAAUUCUGGUAAAAUUGUGCCUUUUACUACUUUAUAUCCGAAUGUUCAGACCACGCAACGUUGCACGAGUAUUGAUAUGGGCUGCUUUUGCAUUCAUUCCGUUAUUCUACAUUGCAACUGUCAUAGCCUUCACCAUAUUCUACAUGCCGAAAAAAGGAGAGGAUUGGAUCUCCCCACGCUCGCCUUCGACAACUCACAAGAUGAAUAAUGUUACUUCUGUACAGGGUAUUGUGGGGAUUGUGACAGACUUUUACAUUCUUCUUAUUCCGUUAUGGUUUGUCAGUGGACUUCGUCUUCCUCUUGGCCGGAAAAUUGGUGUAUCCGCUAUUUUCUUGUCUGGUCUGAUAGCAUGUGUUUGCGCCGUCGUCGGAUGUGUAUAUCGAUUCAAAGCACGGAAAUCUCUCGAUUCAUUCUGGGAUACGAUGAUCCCAUACACUCUAACGGUCGUGGAGCUAAACGUUGGCAUCGUGUGCAGUUGCAUGCCAAUCAUCUUCGUGGUAUUCAAAAAAGCAGUUGUCGGAAACACUUUCGUAGCUCGUCUAUUGUACUACCGAAGCCGUCGUUCGGGACCCACCACGAAAGAAGAAGUUCCGCCAUCUUCGGACCCAUCUGAAAGGGUGAAUCCUGGUCUUCCACCAAAUGUACUUCCUGAAGUUCCUAGACCGGUGAUGACGGGCAUGCGAUCAUUCAUUUGGAAAGGUGCAAGAUCGAAGCCUGUUGAUACAGGGGUCGUCAGUUAUCACGAACUGCAGUCUAUCAAUGAUGACUAUCAUCAACAAUUGAGAAAAUAG